UUGCAUUGGAGGGGGAUUCUUAACCACUGGAUCACCAGAGGAAGUCCCAAGUUUAUUGGCUUGAAAUAUCAUCUGUAUGUCGAUGAGUCCCAGAUAUUUUCCCCAUCUGAGACCUUCUCUCUGAAUUUACACUGAACUGCCCACCUAACAAUUCCACUUCAUGUCUUGUGCCAUCUCAGGCUGACGGGUCCGAAACUCCUAUUGUUAUGCCCUCAACAAAGCCAGCUCCUCCUCAUCUCCAAUAAUGGGGAAUCCUAGCAGCCAGCAUCUGUUGUGCACCUGUAAUAUGCUAAAUGCUUUACAUAAAUUAUUACUCAGAUUUUCCCAACCAGUCUAUUGGGUAGGCCUUGAUAUUAUCCCUACUAUAUAAAUAAGGAAACAGGCUCAGAAAUGUCACAGUUAGUUGACUGAGAAAGCAGUUUUACUUCAGGUGUUGCAGUCAUGACCUCUAAUUAAAUGCAUCAGUUGAAUUUGGAUGCAGCCUCCAGACCAGCCAGGCUCUUGGAGACCAUGAUUCUUCCUAUGGUACUUAGCAGGUGAUCCCUAAGUGCCAGACACAGUGCUAGGGACUCGACACAUGGCAUCUCAUUUAAUCCCUGCAACAAACUUCUGAGAAAUCUGUCCCUAUCCCUAUUUACAGAAAAGAAAGCCUAGGCUCAGAAAGGUUAGGUGGCUUGUUUCGGGUCACACAGCUUGUUGUUGAUCAAAAUUGAAUGUGAACUCAGUCUUCUCUGAUCUGAAGUGAUAUUUGCCACCACUGUGGUUCUCUGAUGAAAAGCAGAAUGCCAGGUGGCUCUGUUACCUGGAAGAGGUGGAGGCGUGUAUACAGAAGUCCUGUGCCAGCGCCCUGGACCGGAGAGCUACACAAUCUAAACAUUAAACAGAACAGCCGCUUCAAACCCCUGAGAAUCUCAGAAUGACUGACACUUCUGAAGCUGUUCCAAAUUUUGAAGAGAUGUUUGCCAGUAGAUUCACAGAAGGUGACAAAGAAUACCAAGAAUACCUAAAACGCCCUCCUGAGUCUCCUCCAAUUAUUGAGGAAUGGAAUAGCAGAGCUGGUGGCAUCCUGAGAAACAGAGGCAAUUGGUUGCAAGAUAACAGACAGUUUAGAGGUAGGGAUAGCAGACGGGGGUGGCCAAGUGACAAUCAAUCGAAUCAAUGGCAUGGACAAUCCUGGGGUAACAAUUACCCACAGCACAGACAAGAACCUUACUACCCUCAUCAAUAGGGACACUAUGGUUACAACCAACGGCCUCCCUAUGGCUACUACAGAUAGAAGUGUCAGCAACUUUUAGUAAAAUUAUUUACUUUGUUAACAUGACAAAAGUUUACAUUGUAUCUUUUAUUGUUGUUUCUAUAAUCAUCUGAUUAUAGAAAAUGGAUUAUUAAUUUUUUGGAACUUGGAACUUUUUAAAAAUUAGAUCUUACUGGAGAGGCAUGAUGAUUGCUGGAAAUAAAUACUCCCCUAAAAAGGUUGUGGGUUAUAUUGCUUGACUUCUACCUCAGAUUCGUCUUUGUUUCAUGACUUAAUAGUGCUUUGAAUGUUGUAUAUAAUUUUCCUUUUUAGACCUUCAGGAGUUGUCUUUGUUUUACACAGAAAUAAAAAUUUUAUAUAGAAAAUGCUUGCUUUUAAUUUGUGAUAGAAGGAAGUAUACCUACACUCUUAUGUGCGCAUUCCUAAAAUUUUACACUGGGAAUACAAUCAGCUCCUAAAUGCACCACUAUGCCUACUUAUGAUGUAUUGUACACAGUAGUAAUUGAAAGGUAAAACAAUUGUAGUAUAUUUCAUUUGGCUUUUGUCGUUAUGUGAAUGUGGAACUUUGUAAUUACUCUAUAGGUAUGAGUCAUCUUCACAAUCAUUUUGGUCUCUUUUUAGAGGAAUAUCACAAAUAAAGCUGUAAAAUCAGGAAGGAAAAAAAAG
Messenger RNA from Cervus elaphus (red deer), 1921 nucleotides. RefSeq names its product RNA guanine-N7 methyltransferase activating subunit-like. Gene Ontology annotation, biological process: RNA 5'-cap (guanine-N7)-methylation. The transcript has a single exon. The record is from RefSeq and is a predicted model, not a curated record. The coding region runs from base 917 to 1228 and encodes 103 amino acids. NCBI's taxonomy places the organism in Eukaryota, Metazoa, Chordata, Mammalia, Artiodactyla, Cervidae. Gene Ontology annotation, molecular function: RNA binding.